GCGCUGGUGUAAAGUCCACGGUACAUGAACAUAAUAUAAACCAGCAUCUGUUUUCGACACGAUCGAUCGUUGUCAUACGAAUACUCUUUAUUAAAUAUUAUUUAAUUAAUGUAAUAUACCAGUUUCAGUUUAAUAUUUGGAAAAGCAUUUGUAUUGGGCGUAUAUGUGAAUUAUUUUUUUUGUAUUUUGUUGCCGGGCUAUUUAGUCAGGUUGAGGACUUGUUUUUAUUUAAAUCUUAUUUUCUCUUGACUGAGAAAAAUAUUUUAUUGUAUAAUUGUCAUUUAGAGUUACGUUUGUUUUAGAUAUAAAGGAACAAAAUGCUGUCGGCGACAACACAAACCUUUGGAAGAACGUCCGGAGUAUUGCGUAGAGUGACUGCCGUGACUACUCGCUCAAUGUCAGCCUCCAAAUUUACGACCGUAGAUGUGAAUGAUAAGAGUGGAAUUGCAAUUUUAACUAUGAACCGCCCACCUGUAAAUGGUUUGAACUUGGACUUGCUUUCUGAUAUACACAAGUCAAUCGAUGAAAUCGAGAGCAAUAAGUGUCGUGGCCUUAUAUUGACAUCGGCUUCUAAUGCGGUUUUUUCUGCCGGUCUGGACAUUAUGGAAAUGUAUAAACCGAACCAAGACCGACUAAAGCAGUUUUGGACUAGUCUGCAGGAUACAUGGUUGGCGUUAUAUGGUUCAAGCGUUCCCACUGCAGCUGCAAUAAAUGGUCAUUCUCCGGCUGGGGGAUGUCUUCUUGCUACAAGUUGUGAAUAUCGUGUCAUGUUGCCAAAUUUUACCAUCGGCCUAAACGAGACAAAACUGGGAAUAGUAGCGCCUAAGUGGUUCAUGUCCACUUUUUGCAAUGUCCUUCCCAGACGCGUUGCAGAAAUGGCUUUAACUCAGGGUAAAAUGUUUAGCAGCGACGAAGCUCUCCAUUCAGGUCUAGUCGAUGAGCUGGCUCCUACUAAAGAAGAAGCAUUAGCAAAGUGUGAAAAAUUCUUUGCUUCAUUUGCCAAAACCAAUUCAUUCGCACGUGCAAUGACAAAGCAGCAAUACAGAUCCAAAGAUCUGCAGCAGCUGGAAGAUGAAAGGCAGCAGGAUUUGGAGGCCUUUGUAUUUUUCGUCAAUCAACCAAGUGUUCAAAAAGGUUUAGGUGCUUAUUUGGAAGUUCUCAAGGCCAAAAGCAAGUGAGAUUUCGAGGACUGGAUAAAUAUUUAAGUUCUAAUUAUUCUAUCUUGGUACUUUGUUAAAUUUUUACAGCAUUCAUUUCAAAGGGAUACAAAUGUUAAAAAUAUACAAAACUUCAGCAUUUAUUGUA
Molecule: messenger RNA, 1305 nt
Organism: Stomoxys calcitrans (stable fly)
Lineage: Eukaryota; Metazoa; Arthropoda; Insecta; Diptera; Muscidae
Product: enoyl-CoA delta isomerase 1, mitochondrial
Exons: 3
Coding region: 318-1178 (286 amino acids)
Biological process (GO): fatty acid beta-oxidation
Cellular component (GO): mitochondrion
Molecular function (GO): enoyl-CoA hydratase activity
Source: RefSeq, a predicted model, not a curated record